AUGUCAUCAGAAGACCAAAUCGAUUAUAAACAAUCCAUCAUCAAAGGAAUCCUAGGUUCUCAAAUCCUUUCGGUUCCAUUCUCAUGUACUCUAUCAGCCAUCGUGAUCAUCUUAGCGGCUCGAUUUAUUUCGAAAACUUCUUCAUCUCAAAACAUUCAUACCUCUUUUUCGGUUUCAGAUAUCCAAUCUAUUAGAUUACUUUUCAGUAAGAUUGGCGCUUUUUUUGUUGCUUUUGUUUGUGUGGCUAUGACUGCUAUGGAAUUAGCUAUUGUUUAUCAAAGUGCUGUUAUACAUCCUGGUGAUAUAAAUUAUUUAAUGAGAGCACCAUGGACAUCUUCAUUAGUACCUCUUCUAACUGCUCUUGUUAGCAUUGCUACUCAAACUUAUUUUUCUGAUAAGACUUGUCAUGUUGUACAAUGUCCUAAAUUAUUUGUACCAUUACUUGUAAUCUUAGGUAUCGGCUCAUUAGUCACUGGAAUAGCAGCAAGUGUUUCAUUAUUUACGAUUGGAGUUGAAAGAGGAGACCAAAUCACUUCGUCUGAAGGUGUAUUUUGGUCUUAUUUAGUGAUCACUACUCUUUCGAGUUUCGUAAUCAUGAUUCCAUUAUUAUCUUCUUAUUUUCGUGAUACAAAGGUUUCAAGAAUCGAAGCUUCCCGUAAAGCCAACACUCUCAAAGGACCUACUAAAUUUUCAAAGUUUAUGAGAUUCUUUUUUUCGACUUAUACCAUGGUCUUUUUAUUUGAUUUAAGUUGUUUGAUCACUUCGAUCUUAUCUGCUUCACCUAUUUUUCAAGUUAGUUUAAAAUCAUCUGAAGCCUUUUUAGUUUUACAAAAAAUGAUGGUUAGAAUCAUGUCGAUUUCUUAUCUUUGGGCUUUGGUUGAUGGGAUUCCUAAGAAUCCUAGUUUUGAAAAUCCUACUGAUCAACCAAAUCAUUCGGUGACCAAAAUUAAGAAAUCAUCCAACUCUCGUAAUUCCAGAAUCCAUAGUGUUAGCUCUAGCGCAUUUUCAAAAUAUUCCGUAUCAAAAUCCGGAAAGAUCUCAACAGAUGAUGAUGAAGAAGGAGAUGAGAUCUUUACUUAUGCUUACCCCCCUUAUUCUACUAGUCCAAUAGCCGUAGAUGUAAGAGUAGACUCAUCACCAGAUCCUACACCUAUCACUUCAAAUUUUAAUAAUCAAGUUGGAAAUGAUUAUUCUAAUCCGAUUAUUAAAGAAUCCAAUGAACAUGUGAUGAUUGAUGUUGAUUUAGGAAACAGGUUUCCAGAUGAGAAAUCACCACAACAUCAACAAGAAAAUCAAGUUUUGGUCGGGUUUUCAAAUACUGAAUUUAAAGCAUCUUCUAAAACUAAAAAACCUUUAUCUUUCUUACCUCGACAAAAACCACCACCUAGUUCUAUGUUAUCAACAGGUUCAUUACCCGACAUUCCAACCCAAUCAAACUUCACAAAUCCACCAGAAAGAAAGAAACCUAGAAACAAGAAUCAUAGGAAAUCUAGUAGUAUGAAAUACACUAAUUCUAAUUCUGAAGAAUCGAUGUCUGAAUCACUUUUACCUAAGAAUCCUCAUGAUUCUAAAGAAGAUCAAUCCAAGAAUAUUAAGUCUAAUCAUGUUACGAAUGCAGGUACGGAAUCGGAUACCAAUACCAAUGGGUAUGUUAAGACUUUGAAUGAUGAUGAUGAAGAUGGAGAGAUUUCUAGUAUUGCAACCAAUGGAAAAAGAGUACAUUGA
Melampsora larici-populina 98AG31 is the source of this 1725-nucleotide messenger RNA. RefSeq lists its product as uncharacterized. The record is from RefSeq and is a predicted model, not a curated record. Bases 1 to 1725 code for a protein of 574 amino acids. NCBI's taxonomy places the organism in Eukaryota, Fungi, Basidiomycota, Pucciniomycetes, Pucciniales, Melampsoraceae. The transcript has 8 exons.